Messenger RNA from Galendromus occidentalis (western predatory mite), 3429 nucleotides. It is a transcript of the gene dre4, whose product is annotated as SPT16 homolog, facilitates chromatin remodeling subunit dre4. Gene Ontology annotation, cellular component: FACT complex. The record is from RefSeq and is a predicted model, not a curated record. The coding region runs from base 13 to 3288 and encodes 1091 amino acids. Gene Ontology annotation, molecular function: nucleosome binding. Lineage: Eukaryota; Metazoa; Arthropoda; Arachnida; Mesostigmata; Phytoseiidae. The transcript is spliced from 5 exons. Gene Ontology annotation, biological process: transcription elongation by RNA polymerase II.
GCAAAAGCAGCCAUGUCCAACCCCGUGCUGAACAAAGAUGCUUUCUACAGGAGGAUGAAAUCCGUUUACGAAGCCUGGAAGAACGGCGAGAACGAGUUCCAGCCCUUGGCGCAGUCGGACGCCAUAGUCGUGGUCAUAGGAAAAGAUGAGGACGCUGUUUAUUCGAAAAGCACGUCGCUCCAUCAUUAUUUGUUCGGCUACGAGUUGCUGGACACCUUGAUGGUACUUUGUGAGAAGCAGAUCAUAUUCCUUGCAUCCAAGAGGAAAAUCGAAUUUCUCAAACAGAUUGAAUCGGGCAAGGAAAAUGAAAACGGACUCCCACCUGUCACGCUCUUGAUCCGAGAUAAGGGCGACAAGGAUCAGGCGAACUUCUCGAAGAUCACCGACUUGAUUAAAAAGUCCCGAGAUGGUAAGACCCUGGGGGUCUUCGCCAAAGAUAAAAUUACCUCGGACUUCAUCGAGCUCUGGAGAGCGGCUCUCUCAAGUGCCAAGCUUGAUUCCACGGUGGACGUUUCACCCGCGUUUGCUUACAUCAUGGCGUUGAAGGACGAUCACGAGAUCGGUCUGACCAAGCGAGCCUCCCAGAUGUCCGUGGACGUGUACAGCAAGUUCCUGCGACAGCAGAUCAUGGAGGUCAUUGAUUCCGAUAAGAAGAUCAAACACAGCAGGCUGUCCGAGAUGGUGGAAGAAGCUUUCCAGAACAAGAAAUACGUCGGUCAGAACACGGAUACGCACCAGGUGGAUAGCUGCUAUCCAGCCAUCAUCCAGAGCGGGGGCAAUUACAACCUCAAAUUCAGCGUUCAGUCGGAUAAGAACACACUGGAUUUCGGAACGAUUGUCUGCAUGUUGGGAGCUCGUUACAAGAACUACUGCUCGAACAUCGUCCGUACGCUUAUGGUGAAUCCUUCCGAGGAACAGAAAGAGAUCUAUACUUUCCUCGUUAAUUUACAAGAACACGUCAUUGAUAAGCUGCGCGACGGUGUUAAAUUGAGCGACGUUCACGCUGAGGGCAUGAAAUACGCUGCCGAACACAAGAAGGAUCUCGUCAAAAACCUUACCAAGAGUUUCGGCUUCGCCAUGGGCAUCGAGUUCCGAGAGAGUAGCCUCUCGAUUGCACCGAAAUCGAAUGUUGAGGCUAAGAAGGGCAUGAUCUUCAAUGUCUGCGUCGGUCUGGCAGAUCUAGAGAACUCCGAAGGGAAGAACGACGCGAAGAAAUACGCUCUGUUUGUCGGUGACACCGUUCUAGUGACGGACAAAGACAACCCCGCCACGGUGCUCACCCAGAGUAAGAAAAAAGUGAAGAAUGUCGCGAUCGUUCUCAAGGAUGAAGACGAGGAAUCGGAAGAAGAGCAGGAGGAGAGCGUUACCAACAAAGACAAGAAAGCCGAUGAGCUCCUCGGUCGAGGUGCUCGGAGAAAUAACGCCAUUAUGGAAUCGAAGCUUCGGACGGAAACUUCUGCUGAAGAGAAACGACAACAGAAUCAGAAAAUUCUCGCCGACAAAGUCAACACCGAGGCUCGCCAUCGUUUGAUUCAUCAAGGAGACAAGAAAGUCGAACAGAAACACGGGAAAGCCGUCGUGUCGUAUAGAGGGGAGACCCAAUUCCCCAACGAGCCGGAAAUUCAACGAUUGAAACUGUUCGUCGACAAGAAGUACGAAACUAUCCUGUUGCAUUGCUGCGGUGUCGGCGUCCCCUUCCAUAUCAGCACGUUGAAGAACGUAUCACAAUCUGUCGAAGGGGAUUUCACCUAUCUGCGGAUCAAUUUCUUCCACCCGGGCGGCGGAGCUCUAGGUCGGAACGAAGGUUCCUACUUCCCCAAUCCCGAGCUGACUUUCAGCAAGGAGGUCACAUUCCGAGCUAGUAAUCUCAAGGAGCCUGGCGAGUUGUCGGCGCCGUCGAGCAACCUCAACACGGUCUGUCAGUUGAUUAAGACGGUGCAGAAGAAGUGGAAGACACGGGAAGCCGAGAAACGAGAACAGGAAGGAAUUGUGAAACAGGACGCGCUCGUCCUCUCGAACAACAAGGGAAACCCGAAAGUGAAAGAUAUCUUCAUCAGACCCAAUAUUCACGCCAAGCGAAUCAUGGGCUCGUUGGAGGCUCACACGAACGGCUUCCGAUUCACCUCAGUGCGAGGCGAUCGUGUCGACAUCUUGUACAACAACAUCAAGCACGCAUUCUUCCAACCCUGUGAUGGGGAAAUGAUCAUCCUGCUCCAUUUCACGAUGAGAAAUCCCAUUGUCAUCGGCAAGAAAAAGCAAGACAACGUGCAGUUCUAUACGGAGGUUGGUGAGAUAACGACCGAUCUCGGGAAACAUCAGCACAUGCACGACCGGGACGAUCUCGCUGCGGAGCAGGCUGAACGAGAUCUGAGGAACAGGCUCAAGAGCGCUUUCAAGCAGUUCUGUGAGAAAGUCGAGAGCAUGACCAAGCAAGAGGUGACGUUCGACACUCCGUUCAGGGAUCUAGGUUUCCCUGGAGUACCGUGCCGGUCCACCGUUCUGCUCCAGCCGACCUCUGGGGCCCUGGUGAAUCUCACCGAGUGGCCGGUGUUCGUCAUAACCUUGGAGGAGGUGGAGAUCGUUCACUUCGAAAGAGUUCAGUUCCAUCUCAAGAACUUCGACAUGGUAUUCGUGUUCAAAGACUACCACCGCAAAGUCGCUCAGGUCGGUCUGGUCCCGAUGAAUCUACUCGACCAUGUGAAAGAGUGGUUGAACUCGGUUGACAUCCGCUACACCGAAGGUCUCAAGUCGUUUAACUGGAACAAAAUCAUGAAAACCAUCACGAGCGACCCGGAAGGUUUCUUCGACAAUGGAGGCUGGAAAUUCCUGGACACUAAUUCUGGCUCCGAAGACGAAGGCGAAGACGAUGACGAUCCGGAAGGCGAGGACGAAGACUUCAAUCCCACCGAUUCCGAAGACGACGAAGGUGGAGAUGAAGACGAAUCCGAUUCGGAAGAUUAUUCGUCGGAAGAAGAAGGCUCGUCGGAAGAGGAAUCUCUCGGCUCGUCGGAAGAGUCCGGGAAGGAUUGGUCUGAGCUCGAGGAAGAAGCUCGGAAAGCCGACAGAGACGAUGAAGAGGAAAUUCGUAGUGGUAAAUCGAAAGUCUUCACAAAACGCCCCUCGAAACACAGUUCGAGCAGCAAAUAUUCUUCGCCCAAGAAAUCGCAUCAUGACAAGUCGAGCAAGGACAAGCACAGGAGUCCGCAUAAAUCACCAAACAAGAGCAAGAAAAGAGCUCGCGACGAGAGCAAAGGGCGAUCACCAGAGAAGAAAAAACACAAAAAAUGAGCACAGCACCCGGAUCGUCGUCCAUUCUUAAGGUAUUUCUCUUGGGUAUCGGGCCAAUCGAUAUUUGUAUAAUACCUCCAAAGCGAGCCUCUUAGAUGAUGAAAUUGUAAUAAAAGCAAGCACCUGUGUACACUUCUCAUA